UUUUACUUCGAAAAGAUUCAAAAAUGUUUGUCAAGCGUACGAAGAUGUUGAAUAAGUUUGGUGGUCAACUGACGGGAAGGUUUUUAGUUCGCUACUUGGUUGUAUUUAGUGUCACAUCGUUCGUUUUCGUUUUCACUUAUCAUUCGUACCGUAACAGCAUAUUAGAAGAUUUGCUGGUAAAAAAUCUUAUUGACGGUGCUCGUUCGACGGAUCUAGAAUGCCGUCCAACUGACAAGAUUGCCUUUAUGAAAACUCACAAAUGCGCCAGCUCUACCAUUGAAAACGUCUUAUUUAGACACGCCUUGAGGGACAAACUAAAUUUAGCUCUUCCAUCUGGAGGUAACUAUUUAUCCCGAGUCGAGCUGUUCCAUCGCAAUUCCGUGUUAAAUACAAAAUGGGGUCAUCUGCCAGUGAACGUUUUCACGCUGCACAACCGCUGGAAUUAUCAGGAAACAAUGGCGCUGAUGGGCAAACCAACAUUUACUUUCACCAUCAUCAGGGAUCCCGUUGACCAAUUCGAGUCGCUUUACGUUUACAUGGGGCUGAACAAAUUCUACGGGAAAGAUUUCAUCGAUUUCGUUCGAGCGUUGAAAAGUAACAAAUACAACGUGACCGACGUGAAUCGACGAGCGGUGGGUGGCCUAUUUGGGCGCAAUCAAAUCGCAUUUGAUUUGGGCAUGUCUCCGUCUGAAUUCGACAACAAGCCACGAAAAUUGAAAGAAUGGAUUGAACACUUGGACGACCAAUUCGAACUGGUCCUCAUUGCUGAAAGGCUGGAAGAGUCGUUAAUCCUUUUGGCCGAUUAUCUCUGCUGGCCUCUAGAAUAUGUUACGCACUUGGAGUUGAACGCGCGUAAACCUGAAAUGAAUGUGCGGCUGACACAAGACGAGCGUAAUAGCCUCGCAAAGUGGCUAAAUGUAGAUACAAUGCUAUACCGUCAUUUCAGAGAGCGUCUAGACAACCACAUCACUAAAUUCAACGAGCGCAACAAGCCCGAUUGGAUGGAAGAACAGAUCCGAACAUUGCGUCGGCUAAACAGUCAGAUCGUGGAACGUUGCGUCAUCGAGCGAGUCGGAAAUGAAAAACUGAAAGGAAAAUUCUUGGAAACGAGCAACACUAUAAUGGGAUACCUCAUUCACCAAAAUGUACCAGAAUGCGAAUUCUACGCCAUGAGCGAACCGGCUUAUCUCAACAUCUUUCGAGAAAGAAUGGCACAACUUGCUGCCGUCACACCAAGAAAUCACACAUUCACAAAGUUCUGGUGAUUAUUUUUAUUGGCAAGAAGAACAUCUUUAAUUAAAAACAUCACAUAUGUUAAUGCUAAAA
Messenger RNA from Daphnia carinata, 1326 nucleotides. RefSeq names its product galactosylceramide sulfotransferase-like. Gene Ontology annotation, biological process: glycolipid biosynthetic process. Gene Ontology annotation, molecular function: galactosylceramide sulfotransferase activity. Gene Ontology annotation, cellular component: membrane. The record is from RefSeq and is a predicted model, not a curated record. The coding region runs from base 24 to 1265 and encodes 413 amino acids. NCBI's taxonomy places the organism in Eukaryota, Metazoa, Arthropoda, Branchiopoda, Diplostraca, Daphniidae. The transcript is spliced from 4 exons.